Molecule: messenger RNA, 597 nt
Organism: Penicillium antarcticum
Lineage: Eukaryota; Fungi; Ascomycota; Eurotiomycetes; Eurotiales; Aspergillaceae
Product: rho GDP-dissociation inhibitor
Exons: 3
Coding region: 1-597 (198 amino acids)
Biological process (GO): Rho protein signal transduction
Cellular component (GO): cytosol; membrane; cytoplasm
Molecular function (GO): protein binding; Rho GDP-dissociation inhibitor activity
Source: RefSeq, a predicted model, not a curated record
AUGGUCGACAACCACGAGGACGAUCUCGCCGCCACCCAGACUGAGGGUUUCAAGGUCGGCGAGAAGAAGACCAUCGACGAGUACAACCAGCUCGACAAGGACGAUGAAGCCAUGAACCGCUGGAAAGCUUCGCUGGGCCUGAAUGGCGGCGACCCUAUCCAUGAAGCCAAUGACCCCCGCAAGUGCAUCAUCAAGUCCCUGGCACUCAAGGUCGAGGGCCGACCCGACGUCGUGAUCGACCUCUCCAGCCCCGGCUCGGUCGACAGCCUCAAGGACAAGCCUUUCACCAUCAAGGAGGGCGCCAAGUUCCACAUCAAGGUUACUUUCCAGGUUCACCAUGAGGUCCUGAGUGGUCUCAAGUACCUGCAGGUGGUUAAGCGCAAGGGUAUUCGUGUUAGCAAGGAUGAGGAGAUGUUGGGUAGUUAUGCGCCCAGCACUACCACCAAGCCUAUUUACGAGAAGGAGUUCAACGAGGAGGAGGCCCCCUCUGGCAUGAUUGCCCGUGGUCACUACAACGCUGUCUCCAAGUUCAUUGAUGAUGAUGCCCACACUCACUUGCAGUUCGAGUGGUCCUUUGACAUUGCCAAGGACUGGUAG